AUGAGUGAAGCAAACAAAACUUCUGACAAUAUCAAUACUCAAAUUGAUUAUACGACACCAACACCACGUUUCUCAGUGACUAAUGAUAAUACAUUAAAGAAUGGUUUGGCUUAUUUGAUGGAGAAUGGAUAUGCUGUUAUCAGUGAUAUUAUGAAUCAAGAUGAAAUUAUUGAAAACAAGAAUUUAUUAUGGAAGUUUAUUGAAAAUGUUAGUAAUGGUACCAUUCGUCGGGAUGAUCCUGAGACAUGGUCAAACGGAUGGCCAAGUUUCAGUACUCAUGGUGUCAUUGCUGGACAUGGUAUUGGUCAAUCUGAUUUUCUAUGGAAUGUUCGAUCGAAUCGAAAAGUGAAAAAAGUCUUUACAGAUAUGUGGAAUGAUCAACAAUUGGUGGUCUCUUUUGAUGGAUGUGGUAUAUUUCGUGAUUGGCGUUAUAAUCCAAUAUGGAAAACAACUGGUGGUUGGAAUCAUGUAGAUCAAAAUCCCAAAGUAAAACCCGAUCGAUGUUGUGUUCAAGGUUUAAUUUCAUUAACGGAUCAAAACGAAAAAACUGGUGGUCUUAUUGUUUAUCCACGGACACAUUUACGUUUUACUGAAUUGUCCGAUGUGACAAAAAAUUCCAACGAUUUCGUCAGAGUUUCUGAUGAUCAUCCAAUUAUGAAUCAAGGUAAAACACUUGGUAAAUUGGUACAUUGUCGAGCAGGUGAUCUUAUUAUUUGGGAUAGUCGUACAGUUCAUUGUAAUUCACCAGCAAUUGCUCCUGAAGAACGAAAUAAAGAUGAACCUGUCGAUCUCUUACGUAUUGUUGCUUAUGUUUCUAUGAGUCCAAUUUCUUUCGUACGUAAUCAAACACUUGAUGAAUUUCGAGAAAAACGAAAACAAAUGGUAGAAAAUAAUUGUACUUUAUCACAUUGGAGUACAGAAUGUGUUUUAGGAGGUGAUGUCAAUACUGGUUUAUCUAAAGUAACACUCGAUAAAUUCAAUACUUAUCAAAAAGCUCUUAUGUUUGGUUUUGAGGAUAAUAAUGAGGAAUAA
This is a messenger RNA of Rotaria sordida, 1032 nucleotides long. The record is from the annotation of a GenBank genome assembly. NCBI's taxonomy places the organism in Eukaryota, Metazoa, Rotifera, Eurotatoria, Philodinida, Philodinidae.